This is a messenger RNA of Angiostrongylus costaricensis, 600 nucleotides long. The record is from the annotation of a GenBank genome assembly. Lineage: Eukaryota; Metazoa; Nematoda; Chromadorea; Rhabditida; Metastrongylidae.
AUGAAUUAUUCCUUUGAUUCUGAUGUGCCUACCUGGUCACUCAACGACAAAUCACUCCUCGCACUUCAAAGCUACGUUGAUGGUGAGAACUUGGAGAACAGAAUAUGUGACCAAACAAGUAUUACAUUCAAUUCUGAACCAUUGACAACCGUACAUGACGAGCCGACCUACGUGAACAUUUGCUCCGGGGAGCAGUCCAACAUCACGCAGAUGUCUUCCCACUUCGGCGAUCGGUUCAAAGGUCUGUUCUUGUUCCUACGAGAGACGAACGCACACAAGUCUACAAUCACUUCUCUACAACAAAACGUUGAAGAACUAAUGAACGUUCAAAGUAACUAUGACCUAGCCACUGGGAACAACGAGCAAUUUGGCAGGAAUAUAGCCAUAUUCGCAAAAACGAUCGAUAAUCGACUACGCCAGAUGAGAAGGAUUUCCGAGGAGCAGUUCAACAUAGUCUCGAAUAAGUUGACAAAAUUGGAGAAGAAACAGCGAGGAACAAGAAGCGAUUUCGUGCCUUCGUUUGGAAUGCUCAGAAAACUGAUUCGAAGACUUCUCACCGGGAAAAAACGGGUUGUUGAGUUCAAGACACGAAAAAUGUAA